Molecule: messenger RNA, 876 nt
Organism: Aspergillus brunneoviolaceus CBS 621.78
Lineage: Eukaryota; Fungi; Ascomycota; Eurotiomycetes; Eurotiales; Aspergillaceae
Exons: 2
Coding region: 1-876 (291 amino acids)
Biological process (GO): nucleobase-containing compound metabolic process
Molecular function (GO): 3'-5' exonuclease activity; nucleic acid binding
Source: RefSeq, a predicted model, not a curated record
AUGAAUGGCCAUCCUCUGACCAUCGUCGACACCCUCGAGCGGGUCUCCCAGCUGAUGGACGAUCUCCUCGUGAAUCCCACCGAGGACUUGUACGUCGAUCGCGAAGGCGAGAACCUCUGCCGCCACGGCACGAUCACAAUAGUGGCGAUCCACUCUCGCGACACGGCCUUCUACACCCCGGCCGCCGUCGACAACACCACCACCCUCAAGACAAUCCUCGAAUCACACACCCAGACCAAAGUGUUCUUCGACGUGCGCAACGACUCCGACGCCCUUCGAGUCCUGUACGACAUCCUCCUCCAAGGCGUCAAGGACAUCCAGAUCAUGGAGCUCGGGUUCCGCCAGUGCACCGGCGGCGGCUGGCUCCGGGGGCUUCGGUCCUGCGUCCGGGACAGCACGCAGGUCGGCCUUUCGGCGGAGGAGAAGAAUGAGUGGCUGGAGAACAAAUGGCAGAUGACGAGGAAGUUCCGGUCCAUGGACGGCGAGGGUGGCGAACACCACGAUCCAGGCUUGACCCAGCGGCCGUUAACCCCCGAGGCCGUGGAGUACAGCGCCGGCGACGUGGUGCUCCUACCGCAGCUGCGGCGCGAGUAUCUGGACACGCUGGACGAUUUCUGGAUAUGGUUCGUGGAGCGGGAGACGGCGGCGCGGGUGGAGGAAUCUCAGGAUGAUGGGUAUGUGCCGCAUGGACGGCGCAAGGCCUUGGUGCCGUGGACGGUGCGCGACUUUGAGGAGCGGGUCAAGGAGUAUAACCGGAUGAUUGAGGACGAAUACUACCCUACUGAUAAUGAUGAAUCAGAGGCCUCUGAUGCUGAGGACUGCUUCCUUUGGUUCCAUGAGGUGUCCUUCUGGCUCUAUGAAGUGUCUCUUGGGUGA